Hippoglossus stenolepis (Pacific halibut) is the source of this 4787-nucleotide messenger RNA. It is a transcript of the gene nalf1a, whose product is annotated as NALCN channel auxiliary factor 1a. Bases 457 to 1623 code for a protein of 388 amino acids. Gene Ontology annotation, biological process: calcium ion import across plasma membrane. Lineage: Eukaryota; Metazoa; Chordata; Actinopteri; Pleuronectiformes; Pleuronectidae. The transcript is spliced from 3 exons. Gene Ontology annotation, molecular function: protein binding; stretch-activated, monoatomic cation-selective, calcium channel activity. Gene Ontology annotation, cellular component: plasma membrane. The record is from RefSeq and is a predicted model, not a curated record.
ACAGCUUCCUGCGAACACACGGUUCCUGGGCGAACAUGGUGGCAACUUGACAACGGCGUCGAUAUGAGGACGGUGAGGGCUUGAAGACGAGAGGAGGUCCGUCACAGGCUGCGGGCCCACCCGCCGACACCACAGGAGAACCGCUUCGCCAUGUUGGAGGAGGGCAGCGCACGACAGAGGCCGGGGGAAACGUAAAGGCGUCGGGGAGUGUUUGUGAAAACGACGCGCAGAGGAGGACAGCGGCUUCACCGGUCAGCCAUGGAGGAUGCGGCCCGUGGUCGCCAGCGCCUGAUUCCCCAUCCGAGCCCCGCUGCUUUUCAUGGGAAUUACCGGUGAUCGCGAAGGCCAGCCGGGACAACCCACCGCCCGACACCCGAGGGGAGGCGAACGCGGAGCGGACCCCACGUCAAUGACUGUUGCGGCAGAGGAGCCCCCACGGUGGCCGGUUCCCAAAAUAUGACCAGGGGUGCUGGGACGUGUUGGCAGCAAGAAGAUGACGACGGCUUCCAAAUCUGGCUAGAGCCCCCCCGAGACAACCAAAAGCCAUUCACCGACUCAGAGAGGGCGCAGCGAUGGCGACUGUCCUUGGCAUCCCUGUUGUUCCUCACCAUCCUGCUCUCUGAUCACCUGUGGUUCUGCGCCGAGGCCAAACUGGCCCGCACCCGGGACAAGUUCUCCUCCUCCUCCUCCGUGCGCCUCUCCCCCCAGACCCACUCAGCACACCCCAGCCUCAGAGGAAACCCAGAUGCUAUUUUUAUAGGAAACUCCACCAAACAUUUGUGGCGCCUCGAAACUUGCCACCGGGAUAGUUUAUCUAAGAACUGCUUCGCUUUCGCGGACGCCGACCAUCUGUGCAGGGGCCUUUCCGACCAAGAGGGGACGCGGGCGGCUGUAAAUAUGAGCGAUUUGUACCUUUCCUUUUGUAACUCCUACUCGCUGCUGGACCUGUUCUACGGCUCGACGAGUCCGGACAACCUGAACUGCAGCCUCGACGUGCUCGGCGACGGCGACACGACCCGGUGCAGCCUGUGCGUGCAGGCGUACCAGCGCUACGACCAGCACGCCCAGGAGAAAUACGAGGACUUUGAGCUCCUGAGUCAGAAAUACGAGCCGGAGGCAUAUUCGGUGAGGACGUGCAUGGAGCAGUGCAAGACGGCCUAUAAGCCCUGGCUCUGUGCUCAGUACUUCCCCACCACCCAGCAGUCGUGUAAGAAGAAGGUGCCGUGCCGGCAGUACUGCCUGGAGGUCCAGCAGAGCUGUCCGUUCAUUCUGCCGGAUAACGACGACCUGAUCCACGGCGGCAGCCCCAGCUUCAUCUGCACAGGACUCUUGGGAGAUCAUCCAUCAGACAGCGACGCAGAGUGUUGCGACGUCCGAUGGGACUCCAAAAUGGACAGCCCUUCUGGCGGGACUUUAAAAAGGACUGCUUCUUCCUGUCAGCCCGAGGGGGCCUCGGUCACCUCCGCCGCCUCCCCGAGACUGUGCAGCGGGCGACUGAAGAUCUGCCUGCUGGCCCUCGUCCUCCUACACACUGUUAUCGUCAUUUCAGCCUCCCAUAAUUCCACAUUGGUGGGCAUGGCUGCCUUUUUCUCGCCAGAGGAGAGUGCUUCUAACGAGGAGUGAACCUUGGGGUCGUAUCAAGGUCGAAGCUUGUAAAGAGUGAUGUCGCUCGAGAGGAUUUUACGGCUUUUACAGUGUCAUGGCUGCCGGGGACACGUCUGGCGAGACGCGGUGGGAAAUGCCUCUACGAUCUGCCGCAGAUGAACCAUCAACCACAGGAAGUGGGAGGGUUUUAACUGGAGCUAAGGGUGCUGGGACUGGACAUAGACAAACCAAGACGUUUGAGAACCACCCUAAAGAACUGACCUCUUGCCACUUGAAACCUGCUCAUUGUUUCUAUUCCAUCCAAAUGUUUUCUAGCAUAUUGUCCCUCCUCUCCUUCCCUCGCUUCCUUCCCUUCCUUCCUUCCCUCUGUUUUCGGUCUGUGUGUGUGUGUGUGUGUGUGGCAUCUCAGAUCUUUUCUAGAACCCGACCGAUUCAUCAGCUGCAGAUAUCUGACAUAUCUACAUCAGCUUUUAUGUUUCUGCAACUAUUGAAACUUUUAUUUUACAGAAUAAACAAAGCAGAAUAUGUUUAUUUUCUUAAGUCAACUUCUACAUAUUUGGUCGUGUUUUCUUUUUCUUUAUAGUUAUUUAUUACAAAGUUUAUAGUUAAUUGGUAAAAUAUCAAGCCUCAGUUACAUUUCCUUUGCCGAUAUAUCGGUAUUUGAAAUCUUUUACUGCCUCAUAUUGGUAUCGGUCGGGCUCUAAUCAUCCCCCUUUACACUUUUACUGCUUUUUGGUGCCAGAAUGUUUUUACAUAUCAACUGUGUUUCACUUCCUUCUCCAUCUCCUGAACUACCUUGUGUGGGAUGUUGCUGGAGCUUCUGCCAGGACCAGCUCAUCUCUCCUCACGUGGGGGCUCUGAAAACAAAUAGAUCUUUGUGAUUCCUCUUCACUCCGAUGUCCAGCUUGGGUUUUGUCCCACGAGAUCCUUUUUUCAACCAAUGACGUGACAUGCCUCCAUGUUUUAGGACCUUAAGUGCUCUGAGACUGGUCCACUCUGUCUCCUCUGACUCGUCGGGCCGUGGAGCGAGUUUGGGAGAUGACGGUUCAGCUCGUGGUUACAGGGUGGUGUCGUCAGGCGGUGGAGCGGUGGUUAAGCGGUUUACCUCAGACAGCGGGGUCGGGUAUUUACAGUUGUCAUACAUGUGACUGCGAGGACAUGCAUGAAGUCAAAAUACCAGGGGCCUCAUUUAUCUGCCAGGAUCCAACAUGAAAUAGUUCAUUCAGGUUUUUAUUUCUAUCACUUUCAACCAUUUAUCUCUUAAUUGUUUAAAUAUGACUUUAAACCACAUGGUUUUUUCCUUCUAUUCCACAUAUUAAGACGACUUGGACGUUCAUAGGGAUUUCUGUGCCCACAGUAGUUCUUCUGGUGGCGUCUGUAUUCAAAGUGCCUUCAUGUGCACAUGUGAACAGAUGAGAUUUGUUAAAUCCUCCAUAUUCACAUUGAGAACUCGUCCUGUGCCUGGUUUGAUAAAUGAGGCCCGUGAAGCAGAUUGUGGCCGUGGAGCAAUAUCGAGCAGGAAACAGUCGGUGUGAGCGUUCGCUUCGUGGCCGCUUCGCUGCGGCCGUCUCGACUUUUCACUGUCGUAGUUGUGCAAGUGACCAAGAACCAAUCAGUCAAUCAAUCAACCUGUCGACUCUCGAUGUCCCUCACUGGCAAAGGGCUGUGUCAGCGCACGAGGAGUGGGAGGAGUUUUAAAGGGCUGAUCUAUCCCGUUCUGUUGUGUUUUUUUCCUGCAUGGCUGCUGCUGCUGCUGCUAAAGUGCACGUUGACAAUGAGGACAGGUCACGAGAGGAUGAGGAAGCGAGAGAUGGGACAGAAAACAAGAUUUAUCCCAAACUUAAGCUGCUUUCAGACGUGACCUCCGGAGGGCGUCCGCAGAAUCGGGUCAGGACUUUCUCCGGAGUUUGUCUUUCACACGAGAACAACGCAGCGGGAGAUUCUCCGCUCAGACGCAUUCAGGUGACGGGUGGAGCAGCAAGCGGAGGCCGGACGUAACGUAUUAAUUACGACACCAGCAUCGGGUCUUAUCACCAAAAACUCUCUUGACAUCUUCGUCACGUCUUCUGCGUCUUCUUCGCUUUUUCAUCCUGAGAUAUUUGUUUUUGCGUUAGAAACGUCGUCAACACGAGGAUCUCCUGCUGUGGCUCCUUGGUUUAUCUGCGGACUUUUUACAAUCAGACUUUUGCGUUGUCACACUCCGGAGAAUCUCCGGAGAAUCUCUGGAGAAUCUCUGGAGUUCAGUGCUCGUCUGAAAGCAGCUUUAGCGAUGAAGAGGCUUUUAGUCCUGGUUGCCUCUCGUGUUCCGUUACAGACAGACUGGAGUUUUAACUUCACCUGGUUAUUGACGUGGUAUUAGUGCCUCCUCCCUUCCCCAUUAACAGCUUGACUUUACCUCGCCUCACUUCCAGUAAUGACCAUUGAUUUACUCGUCACACACACACACAGCAUCAGUGCCGGAUUUUCUGGAUUUUCAGUUCAUCCCCUUUUUUUUAUCUUACGAGUUUGUGUUGUUUUGUUUGUUUUCCUCGACAAACUGGUGAGAGCUCCACCCCCAUGCAGACAGCAGCGGAUGUAACAGACCCACACUCUGCUCCAGCCCUUCCACCUCUAGCUGUUCACGAUCUGAGUCCUGUGGAUCUAUGCAGACGAACCCCACCCCACACUCACCUGCUCACUCCCCCACAAACCACCCACCCCCUCGUCCUUUCUGUUGUAAAUAUGUCCUGAGGAUGUGGGAUCCGCCCCCCACGCCCCCUCUCCCACGCCCCACCCACCACAGUUGGAAUCUCAGUGUUUUCUUUUCCCUCCUCGGUUUUUGUCUGAUUUCUUUGGAUAUUUUUGCCGCAUUUUUCUGUUGUCUAAAGCAGUGGUGUGAGUUGAUGAGUAGGACUAAGUUGGAUGUUAAAAAGAAGAGAAAAAGAGGUCUUACGAAAAAUAUACAAAAAAAAAAAAGCUUGAAUUGAGAAAAGGGUUCAAAUAUAGAGAAAAAAAUACGUCAUAUUGUCAUACUAGAGAUGCUUUAGUUUGCUAAUUUACUUUCUUUUUUUUCUACAAAAGACUUGGAUGAAAUUAUUUAUAAAAUGCGUCCCACAAGUCAUGAUCUUUUUUGGACGUUAAACAAAUACAUUUAUUAACAUUUUGUUCAAAAGAAAAAUAAAUAUAAAUUAUGUUAAACAUUA